This is a messenger RNA of Drosophila bipectinata, 2089 nucleotides long. Its product is annotated as oxysterol-binding protein-related protein 2. Gene Ontology annotation, cellular component: intracellular membrane-bounded organelle; perinuclear endoplasmic reticulum; plasma membrane. The record is from RefSeq and is a predicted model, not a curated record. Gene Ontology annotation, molecular function: sterol binding. Lineage: Eukaryota; Metazoa; Arthropoda; Insecta; Diptera; Drosophilidae.
CAAAAGCUUAAAUAUUAAAGUAGGUGCUAGUCAUAAAACGCAAACACCUCAAUUAGAACAAUAUACAAAGGGGCAAUUUAGUCAUAAUGUAAAGUCGAAACAAAGUGGAUCUCAAAACCAUAAAACAACCUCAAUGACAGCCACCACUAGCGUUAGAAAAAUCAAUGAAUGACAGUCAGCAUUUGGUCACAAGAUUCACUUGCUCCAUCGCAACACCAGCAACCACAUAUAUAAAAGAUUUCGGACCGCCACCUCACACCCCGCCUGUCCUUCCAAGCGUUAACUUUUAUGCCUCCAUAGCAGAGGGUCAACUGGCAAUCAAUUAAACCUCAACGACCGCAAUCUGUUUUGGGUUUGGGUGUAGCUGAAAAACUCAAUUCCCCCCAAAAAAUAGAGAAAAACAAAAUAAUAAAGCAAAUAUGGCUGAGGGCGACUGUAGUGGAGAACAUGUGGAGAGAACUGAGCUUCCGGCUCCGAUGAUUUCCCGGAAGGAAGUUAGUAUCUGGGCCAUUUUGAAGAACUGCAUCGGCAAGGAUCUGAGCAAAAUCACUAUGCCAGUGAUGUUGAACGAACCGCUGAGCUUCCUCCAGAGGCUAUGUGAGUACAUGGAGUACGCACAGUUGCUUACCGAAGCAGCUCUCCAGGAACAUCCGGCCGACCGGAUGAAAUACGUAGCCGCUUUCGCUGUUUCCGCUUUGGCUUCCAAUUGGGAGCGGUUGGGCAAACCCUUCAAUCCGCUUUUGGGGGAAACCUACGAACUCCAGAGAGAUGACUAUCGAAUCGUUUGCGAGCAAGUCUCCCAUCAUCCGCCAGUUUCUGCCUUCUAUGCAGAAUCCGAGAAUUUCAAGUUCUACGGCUCCAUUUGCCCCAAAAUCAAGUUCUGGGGCAAGAGUGUGGAGGUUAAUCCCAAAGGAACUGUAACCAUCGAGUUUCCCAAGUGGAAUGAGACCUAUUCCUGGACUAAUGUCAAUUGCUGUGUUCAUAACAUUAUUGUCGGACGACUUUGGAUUGAACAGUACGGCAAAAUGGAGAUCAUAAAUCAUUCCACAGGUCAUGUGGCAGAUCUCACAUUCAAGUCUGCUGGAUCUGGAGCCAAAAACUUGCAUCGAGUCGAGGGAUUUGUUAAAGAUUCCACCGACAAAAAUUUAUUCUUUUUAUAUGGUAAGUGGACCGAGUUCAUCAAAUGCUGUUCUGCCGAUUCCUACACCCAAUAUUUGAGACAAGGAUCGCGGAAGAACGACGAUUUUGACGGUUCGCCCAAUGGCACGCCAAAGAAAAUGUUCUCGAAGUUGAAUAGUUUUAAGUUGAACUCAUUCCGAAGUCUAUCGAUUCAAGAUAACGAUAGCUAUCCACCCAUGGAGCAAGAGGGGGAUAUACCAAAGAGUGAUUCCGCUUACUCACUUGAUAUUCCAGACUCAUCCACUUUGUGGAGCUGUAAACCUAGGCCAUCCAAUUGUAAUGAGUAUUACCAAUUUACGCAUUUUGCUAUGCAGCUUAAUGCUUUGGAUAAAAAUAUGAAACCACCGCUAACACUAUGCCCUACCGAUUCGCGAUUGCGACCUGAUAUAUUAUACCUGGAGGACGGAAAUCUGGACGGUGCGUCCAAGGAGAAGACCCGUCUUGAAGAGAAACAGAGACACACACGAAAACAACGAAAAUCCACCCAUGGUGAUGAAUGGUCACCAAGAUGGUUCAAGUUCGUACACAAUCCCCAAACAAAAACGGACGAUUGGCAGUAUAGUGGAGGAUAUUGGGACCGCAAUUACGAAAACACCGAUACGAUAUUUUAGAUACCUUUUGUAGAACGCUUAUGCUUAUAUAUACACCUAUAUAGCUCUAUAUAUAUUUGUAUAAAGUUUGAGAGUUGUUUAAACUAAGGAGUCGUUGAUAACUGGUUAAUCAUCAAAUUAACUUUCCAUUUCGAUCCAUAUGACUGUAUGAUCUGGUAACCGCACAAGCAUCUAUGAAAAAUAUUUAGUUAAAGCUUAGUUUUUGUAGUGAUUAUGUAUGUGUAAUUAACUAGUUGUUAAUUUUGUGGCGAUUCCAUGUAAAGCAAUUAAAAUGUUAUUCAGUUAUUUGUUGCCAGAAA